AUGGGAAAUAAUUUGAUGAACGGUAUUCACCUUCACGUGAGAUGUAUGGCUCACAUCAUGAAUCUUGUGGUCCAGGAUGGUAUAAAAGAAUCUUCAGUGUUGAUUGAACGUGUUAGGCAUGCAGUGAGAUAUGUUAGGCAAUCUCCUGCGAGGUUGAAGAGGUGGAAUUCCACCGACUUGAUAUUGCGUAGGGCAGUUGAAUUUGAAAGUGCAUUUUUACAUUAUGCUUCUAGUGAAAUUGGCCUGAGAUAUUAUCUUGAGCAUUCUUAUAUUGAAGUUGGAAAACCUACAGGUGAACUUUUGAAUAGUGAUUGGGAGAAUCAAUUGAUAGCAAAUGAAGAUACAGUUUUUAGUGAAAUGGCAAAGAAGAUGAAAGAAAAGUUUGAUAAGUAUUGGGGUGAUCCAGGGAAAAUGAACAAGAUAAUUUUUAUUUCAUGUAUUUUGGAUCCACGUUACAAGCUCGAAUCAGUUGGCUAUGCACUUGUAAAGAUGUUUGGUAAAGAUAUGGGGGCAACUAUACAAGCAGAAGUGAAGAAGUACAUGACUUCAUUAUUUAGUGAGUAUGUAAAGUCCAGCUCAAAAGGUGUCGUGCUUGCUUUAUCUUCAGAUUGUUCUUCAUUGGACACUUCUGCUUCCGGGCUUUCUGGCAAAACUGAGGAUGACACUAAAGAAUUUGAUGUUCUUCUCUGGUGGAAAUUGAACUCAGCUAGAUUUCCUGUUCUUGCGGAGAUGGCUCGUGUUGUAUUAGUUGUUCCGGUUUCAUAUGUGGCAUCCGAAUGUAGAAUAUUCGAUGAUUGGACUCACAACCAGUUUGCCUAUGAAAAUGAGAUUCUUGGGCAGGCUGUUGAUAUAGACACAACGGUAAAGGUAAAGGUAGAAUAUUCGAUGACUGAAUCUGCUGCUCCUCAACUCAUUCCUCCUCUCAUCUUUGCAAGUUGUUUGAACUUUGAAGCUGCAGAAAUUGAAGAGGUGUUAACUAUUAUGUUAGCUGAAGAAUGUAUUGAAGAUAGUAACAAGCAGUGGCUUGUGUUUUACGACCAUUGA
Messenger RNA from Nicotiana tabacum (common tobacco), 1044 nucleotides. NCBI's taxonomy places the organism in Eukaryota, Viridiplantae, Streptophyta, Magnoliopsida, Solanales, Solanaceae. The record is from RefSeq and is a predicted model, not a curated record.